AUGGGUCAAUCUCUAUCAGCAUCAUUUCGUUUACGUGUUCAACAAAAAACUCAAGAAAAAAUUGAACAAAAAGAACGUCGUCGACAAGAUCGAGAAAAUCGUUCUCGUCAACAAGAAAUAAAUAUUAAUAGUGAUAAUCCAUAUGAUAAUGAUAUUCCUAUAUCAUCAACAUCAACAAGUCGAUAUUCAUCUCAACCUGAUCUAACAACAAUUAAUAAUGAUGUACCACCAACACCACGACGACAAAUUGAUCCAAAUAUAAAUGCAAUUUUACCUAAUUUUCCAUCACAACAUCGUUUUCGUGUUUCAAAAAAUUUUAUGGCUCGUUCACAAACAUUUAAUAAUCGACGUGAUAUACCAGCAAAUGAACAACAUUUAGCAUUUAAUCGUCCAUUAUCGGAAGAUCGUAUUGUAGAUCAAAUAAGAAAUCCAGAUCAUGUCUAUCGAGAAGCAAUGGAAUCAAUAUCAAAUGAUGAUUGGGAACAGAAAUGUUCUGGUCUUCAUUUACUUCAAGCUCUUAUUGCACAAUAUCCUGAUACAAUAACACAAAAUUUACAUCAAGUUGUUUUAAUUCUUAUACAAGAAGUUAAAAAUCUUCGAUCACAAGUUGCUCGUUUUGCUUUAUCAACAUUUUGUGAUAUGUUUAAAUAUUUAAAACGUAAUAUGGACAUUGAACUUGAUAUCACUGUUAAAGCUAUCAUACAAAAAAGUGCAGAAAGUAAUGAAUUUUUCAGAUCUGAUGCUGAAAAAUGUCUUCAAAUGAUGGUGGAUAAUGUUACACUUCAAAAAGCAUUACAAGCAUUAAUAGCUGGAGGAGCAAGUCAUCGUAAUCCAGCUGCAAGAAAAACAUCGGCGAAAUGCAUUUUUCUUGUUUGUGAAAAAUUAGGUCCAACAAAAAUUUUAAGUGGUACUCGAGAUAUAACUGAACGUGUAUUACAAGUUGCUGCUACAUUUGCAUCUGAUGGACCACCAGAAAUUAGAUGGUAUGGUAAAAAAAUCUAUCAUAUGUUAAUGCCAUAUGAUGAACUUGAUUCAAUGAUGAAACAUUAUCUUAAUCCAACUGUUUAUACAAAUAUGUGUGAAAUUCUUGAUAAUAUUCGAGCUAAAGGUGGUGUUGGUGAAACUCCAAGUGAAUCAGCAAGAAAUAAUGGUCGACGAGCUUUAUCAAAUGAUAAAUUAACUUCAAAUGGAAAUUUAACAAAUCAAUUUUCCUCAACACGUAAAAUAAAUACAGUUGAUCAAGCUGAACAAGUUCGAGAAUUAACAAAACAAAUGCGUAGUUCAGAUUUUCGUGAACGUUUAAAUGGUAUUGAAGAAUUUCAAAAGCUAUGUGAACUUGAAACUGAUACAGCUAUACAAUCACUUGUACAAAUAUUUGAUGGUUUUAAUGAUUGUUUAGCUGAUAUGAAUUCUAAAGUUGUACUUAAAGCAUUAAAUACAAUGCAUCAAGUUAUACCUAUAUUACGUGAUGCUUUAUCAAGUGUUAUUAAUUCAGCAUUACCUCUUGUUGCACAAAAUAUUGCAUCAAAAAAUCGAGAAAUAUCACAACUUGCAUCGGAUAUUAUUGAUACAGCUAUUGACUAUAUUGAUUGUGGUGUAUUAAUACAACCAUUGUGUACACUUAGUCAAAAUAGCAAUCUUCGUAUUCGACCUGAGAUCGUUCUCAAAUUAGCUAAUGUUGUACCUCGAGUAUGUCAACGUAAACCAAAACAAGUCGAAAUUCAUCUAUUACCAACUUACUGGAAAUUAUUAUCUUUAUUACGUGGUCAAAAUUCCACUGCUAUAGCAUCAUCAGCUAGUGGUUCUAAUAGUUUAAAUUCCUCAAUACAUGUAUUAACAACGGCACUUUAUAUAGAACUUGGUUCUUUAUUAAUUGAAAAGGCAAGUUCUAGCUCACUAGUAACACCACAAAAUCUACAAUUACUUCGUGAACUUUGCACAAAUAUAAAUACUGAAUGA
Molecule: messenger RNA, 1959 nt
Organism: Rotaria sp. Silwood2
Lineage: Eukaryota; Metazoa; Rotifera; Eurotatoria; Philodinida; Philodinidae
Source: the annotation of a GenBank genome assembly